Salvia splendens (bonfire salvia) is the source of this 1954-nucleotide messenger RNA. RefSeq lists its product as uncharacterized. The coding region runs from base 469 to 1740 and encodes 423 amino acids. The transcript has 3 exons. The record is from RefSeq and is a predicted model, not a curated record. Lineage: Eukaryota; Viridiplantae; Streptophyta; Magnoliopsida; Lamiales; Lamiaceae.
UCGUCGCAGGAAUCGUGAGGGGAGGAAAGCAGCUUAGUUGUGAAGACUAAGAAAGUGGCCGUCACCAACAGAAUCAGCCACAGCAUUAGCUUCGGAAAAGCUUUGGUCAUCGAGUCGUGGAUGAGAUUUUCCGAAUUGCCCUAAAUAGAGUGUAUUCAAGUUUCUGCCCAAAUCAUUCCCGCGCCUCGCCGAGAACCACGUUGGUGACGAACGACCUCGCAGAUAUCAGGCAAAAGGCAUUCGAACUACUUAAUUCCCAUCGCCAUUCGCCCUAAUUUUCAUAUCGACAGGUAUGCAUUCCUUCGAACCACUUAAUUUACAAUGAUUAACCAAGUUGAUUGCUGUGAAUGUAUGAAAUCUGGGUUCAUUUGGCCUUCGUUGGAAUUUAUUGCUGUAAAACUGUAUGAAAUCUGGGUUCAUUUGAGCGGUGUUUAUACUUUCUCCAAUGUUGGUGUUUGAUUUUUUGGUAUGUUGGUGUUUGAGCGAUUGUAUAGGAUUUAUAGUGCAUUGUUGCUUCUGCCUCUUGGUAGAUUUUGGGUGUUAUGGCCUCUCAACACCAUGAAGUUAGCGAGAACGAAGGAAGUCCAGAGGGUAAUGUUGUUCUUGAUUCAUGUAAUCGUUUACUAUGGUAUGUAUACUCAAAAAUUCGAGAUUCAUCAGUUGUUUCGCGCAAUAGGUAGCAACGACUUCUAUCCGAAUAGGAACUCAAAAGCUGACAGGUCUAGACGCAUAUGGUCAGUCCGUGAAGAAGAGAUCCUAAUGGCAACUCUAAAGGAGUUGGCAGCUAAUGGAUGGAAAUCCGACAAUGGGUUUCGCUCUGGUUACCUGGUACGCGCGAGGGAGGCGAUUAAGCGUGAAUUUCCAAAUACCGAUAUCCUCCCACACCCGCACAUCUACUCCAAAAUAACUACUCGGAAGAGGAGUUAUGGAUCACUAAAGAUGAUGCUAAACCACAGUGGCAUUGGCUUCAAUUCGGAUGGUACAUACCGAAUUGAAGCCGAUGAUGAACAGUGGGCACUUUUUUGCAAGAAAGACAGACAUGCGAAGUACAUGAGGAACAAAUCGUGGCCUCAAUACGAAGACUGGAAUGAGGUGUUUGGUCAGGACCGUGCGGAUGGUGAACGUGGUAUAGACGUGUCUGCUGCUGCGGGUACAAUAUACGGCCAACAAAAUGAAGUUCCAGUCGAUGAGGCCAUUUCCCCCCACAUGACGUUUGCAAAGCUAUUUCCUGACGAGCCAAUCCCGGACGGGAUCCUUCCAGACAUGAUAGCCGACAGCCAAUCUGUAACAGAGGGUGGAGUGCCUGGAUCUGGUGCUGGUGUUGAUGUCGGGACAGUUUCGGGGGCGGGGGUGCGUCAACCACAUGCCGUGGGGGCUGCAUCUGGGUCGGGGUCCGGUCCAGAACAAAAACUAACUAAGAAGGUGAUGAAGAAGCGAAAGGUCGAAGACAAGAUGGACGGCGUGCUAACGCUCAUGGGACAGCUUCACAGCGAUACUAAUGAUCGUUUGACCGAGAUUUCGAAGAGAAUAGGAUACGAGUUCGAUCUAAGCAACAAGCGGGCUGAGGUCUUUGACCAACUGAAAGGUCUACCCGGCUUAUCUCUUAAGCUACAAUUCUAUGUGAGUAAGAAGCUGGUCAAAGGACCCGAGCUACUUGACCUGUUUCGGGGGUUGCCGGAAACUGCUCAUGCAGCGUUUGUCUUCGACCUAUUGGAAUCCGACAACAUGUUGCAAGGCUGAUCUUGGUGACGAAAUGGUUGGUAAUGUUUUUUUGCUUUGAUGGUGCAGCAGUUGGUGGUUUUGUUUCGGGCAGCAGUAGCAUUUGGGAACUCUUGUGUAUGGCCCUGCUUUUGUAUGCAUUUUUUGUUAUUUUGUGAUCUUUACCUAAACAUGAAACUUUGUUAUGCAUAGUUUUUGAUGGAACCUUAUUUCAUAAUGUUAGCUUCUUUGUUAA